AUGGAUACCUCCUCAGUUCCUCAUCUUGACUACAGUCUGCAGUACCAGUGGUGCUCCGACUCGGACCUCUCCAGCAUCUCCUCCCCAGAGACACUUUCUCCUGUCCACUCCAUGGUCUCCAGCCUCUCUCCUGGCUACCAGCAGCUCCCACAGUGUACUCCCAAGGGAGCCAAGACCGGUUAUUCCCAAAGCCUCAAGUCCUCACCGUGCUCCUUGUCCGGACGUGGGCGCAGGACUGGGAGGCCCACUCGGAUCCGGAGCAAGCAGAGGGAGAGCGCCAGCGAAAAGGAGAAAUUAAGGAUGAGGGAUCUGACUAAGGCUCUACAUCACCUCAGAUCCUACCUUCCACCUUCAGUGGCACCUGCCGGACAAACUCUGACAAAGAUAGAAACCCUCCGACUCACCAUCCGCUACAUCUCCUACCUCUCAUCCCAGCUGGGCCUCAGCGAAGAGGUGCUGUUUCAGAGGAGGGAACAAGCAGACACCUCAGUCAGUGACACCUCCUCCCCUGACAUCCUCAGCUACUUCCAGAGUGCUUCCACAGGAGGACAAGUGACCCAGAGCCAGAAUCUGAUCCAGAGCAGCCUGUACCCAACACAAUGUUAUAGCCAGAAUACUGUGCAUUCUGGGAAUUGUAGUAUUGGAGUGGAUCAGCACCACAGACCGUACAAUGAAGCUCCCCAGAGAGAUAUGAGCAUGGACGGUAUCCUACAGUCGCCUCCAGUGCCACAGCCUUCCUGUCAGAUGUGUGGCAAAGACUUCUGCACCCCGCUGGUUCCAAGGGAGUACUGGGGUUGA
Molecule: messenger RNA, 798 nt
Organism: Oreochromis aureus
Lineage: Eukaryota; Metazoa; Chordata; Actinopteri; Cichliformes; Cichlidae
Exons: 2
Coding region: 1-798 (265 amino acids)
Biological process (GO): mesoderm formation; somite rostral/caudal axis specification; heart morphogenesis
Cellular component (GO): nucleus
Molecular function (GO): DNA-binding transcription factor activity, RNA polymerase II-specific; protein dimerization activity; RNA polymerase II cis-regulatory region sequence-specific DNA binding
Source: RefSeq, a predicted model, not a curated record